AUGCCCCGACCCCACGCGACCCGCAACGAGUCCGACAACUGGAUUGUGGUCAACCCUCAGUACCAGUUGGUCGUGCACCCCCAUCGCCGCCGCUAUGUGCCAGUCGGCAUCCUGGGCGGGAUCACGGACGAGAGCAUUGGGGCGAUCUUGGGGUACCUCGAUGGCGCGGCUCUUGCCGCCGUCGGCCAAGUGUGUCGCCAGCUUCGCGUCGCGGCGAGCGAUGACGCGCACUGGCUGAGCACCUGUAGGGCCGAGUGGGGCAUCGACCCGAGCCAAUUGGCCCGGCUGCAGACGUCCGUCACGGGCAAGGACCUCUAUCAAUUUGCUCGCCAGAGUCUUCGACUACUGACAAAAGCCAUGGUGGACGAGCAGUGCAUGCAUGCGAUGCAGCGAACGUGGUGCUUGCCCAAGCAAGCGAUGACGUCCAUUGCCUACAACCGCGCCAUGUUUCAGAGUCCGCUUGUCCCGUGCACGAUGCCGAAACCCGUUUAA
Messenger RNA from Saprolegnia diclina VS20, 492 nucleotides. RefSeq lists its product as hypothetical. Gene Ontology annotation, molecular function: protein binding. NCBI's taxonomy places the organism in Eukaryota, Oomycota, Saprolegniomycetes, Saprolegniales, Saprolegniaceae. The record is from RefSeq and is a predicted model, not a curated record. Bases 1 to 492 code for a protein of 163 amino acids. The transcript is spliced from 2 exons.